Messenger RNA from Laccaria bicolor S238N-H82, 2283 nucleotides. RefSeq lists its product as uncharacterized. The transcript is spliced from 8 exons. NCBI's taxonomy places the organism in Eukaryota, Fungi, Basidiomycota, Agaricomycetes, Agaricales, Hydnangiaceae. The record is from RefSeq and is a predicted model, not a curated record. Bases 1 to 2283 code for a protein of 760 amino acids.
AUGUUGGAGCGUCUUGCUGCUGAACGCCGUGCUGAGGGAGGGCGACACGACUCUCAACGUACUGGUGCGGGAUAUGGCGACACUCAACGUACCAGCGCGGGCUAUGGUGACACUCAACGCGCUGGUGCGGGAUAUGGUGACACUCGACGUACUGGUACGGGAUAUGGUGACACUCAACGCGCUGGUGCAGGUUACGGUGACACUCAACGCGCUGGUGCCGGUGUGUGGUAUGGCGACACCCAACGCGCUGGCGACACCGGCUAUGGCGUUGGACCUACAGGCACUGGCGCUUACCGUGCCGAUACUACUGAGACUUCCUCAGGAAAAGUUAGCAUGACUGACAAGGUUAUUGGUGGCGGCGAGAAACUGGCCGGGAAGAUGACGUCUAACGCGGAACUCUACGAGCUGGGUAUACAACGCCAGCGCGGUGUGUAUGAGCCACAUCCUAAGCACUCUAUCAUGUAUUUGUUCAAGUGUUUUGUUGAAGAUCAACUUGGUCAAAACUUGGUUGUCCUUUCUCGAACAACCUGUACUGCUAACAAAGUUCCAGCGAAAGCGAUGGUUCAUCGGUGCCUUCUUGUUCCUGAGCUCUUUAGCUUGGUUUGCGAGGUCUUAAGGCCUGACUACAAAACGCGGCCAAUCCAACGAUCAGCGACUUUGGCAUCUCUUGCUCGCACAUGUCGUGCCUUCGAAGGGCCAGCUCUCGACGUUCUUUGGCGUGAGAUCGAGGGACUGCGUCCGCUUCUCUGCACGAUGCCGCCCGACAUAAUUGAGAUAAAGGCAAAGGGUUGGUCUACAAAGGUUAUGUGUUUGCGAAGGCCAAUCUUACUCUCUGACUUGACAAGAUUACCAUCUUAUGCCCAACGAAUACGCAAAUUUCAUGUGGACUCAAAGUCUUUUGUUGACAUUGAGGCUCUACAAGCUCUAAGCAUGGCAACAUUGCAUAUGCGGCCCCUCCUUCCAAAUCUUGAAGACCUUUCGUGGUAUUAUGGACACUCUACAAAGCAAGUGGAGUGGUCGAUGCUUCAAUGCGUCUAUCUCUUCUUCUCUCCCAAUCUCACCACAUUAUCCAUCACUCUCUCUCAUAUCUCCAAUGGUGCAUGUGCCCCCUCCAUCCUCUCUGGUCUUAUCAACUCUUGUCCAGCCCUGAAAGAAUUGACUUUCCAUUUUCCCUGCGACUCCAAUGGAGAAAAUCAACGGGCUGUUUCUUCUGUCAUUUGUCAAUGGAGCUGGCUUCAGUCUCUAACGGUCAACAAUUUGACACAAGAAGCUCUCGAGCAUCUUGCAACAAUCCCAUCCCUCCAAAGACUUUCUCUUAUCUCUCUGAAAGAUUUGACGCGUAGUUACGAUCAACACUUGCCGAUCGUUACGCGCAACCCAACUAGCGGAUACCCUGCUCUUCGAGGUUUAUCAAUCUCUUGUAGGACAAUGGAUCCAGCGAUCGCCUUGGCGCAGCUCCUAUCCUCCAGUCCCAUCGAGCAUCUCGAAAUUCGGGUUGAGAAUGUUUGUCAUCCUCGUCAAUGGAGGGAGCUCUUCCAUACCAUCAGUCGCCACAUUUACCAUCCCUCAUUGGAACAACUCACUUUACUGGAGUUAGAUUUGAUAGACUUGGACCCACAGGAAGCACUCUAUUCUGACAUUGGACUCGAGGCCUUGACUGUGUUUACGAAUCUUCAAGUCGUUGAUAUCCAGCCUACUUUUGGCAUUCAACUUACAAGCGACACAGUAAACAGAUUAGCUGAUGUCUGGCCCAAACUAUGUCAUCUCGAACUCGGCAAUAUAUAUCCAUCGUCAACAUCACCAAUCAUAAAAACAGAGGACCUCAUUCCCUUCGCACAACGUUGUCCUAAGCUAGAGUACCUAGGCGUCGUUUUUGACGCUCAAAAUACCCAAAAUCUCGGUGUCAAGUUCAAUAAUACUUUGAACACCUUAUCUGUCGCAGACUCUCCCAUCAAUGCCCCACCCAUAGUCGCCGCUUUUCUUUCCAAUAUUUUCCCCAGACUUAGAACGAUCGCUUUUCACGACGAAUGGCGGAAUGGGGUUCCCGGCGAGGCUGAAACAGAAACUACAAGGAUGUGGGAAGAGGUGGACAGCCUGCUUGAAACAUUUGCCGAGGACCCUUUCGACACCUUGAGGUUGACAAAAUGGAAUCUGCAAUGCCUUGAUCUGUGUGCGAAUGCUGGCGAUCUGGAUAGGAUCAAGGUUGGUUGUAUCAAGCGUUUUGAGACUGAUAUUACCGUCGGCGUCAACGGAGUCAACACCUCGGACGGCUUCCUGGCGUAA